Molecule: messenger RNA, 2667 nt
Organism: Oryza sativa Japonica Group (Japanese rice)
Lineage: Eukaryota; Viridiplantae; Streptophyta; Magnoliopsida; Poales; Poaceae
Source: RefSeq, a predicted model, not a curated record
GGAAUACAUGGUUGAAUGCCUGCCUAAACAUCAAGAUAACCUCACAUUCUCCUCUCUCUCUCUCCUACCUUGCAAUUAAGGGUAGCAGCAGUACUCUCCUCACUGCUGGCUGACUGCUCCCAUUUUCUCUCUCUACUCUCUCUCUCUCUCUCUCCUCUAUUCCUUUUAUACUUGUUGUUGGUAGCUAGGAGUAUAGCAGGACAGCACAAGGAACCAAUUCAUGCAUAUAUCCCUGGUGUCUCUCAUGCAUGUUAGUGUGAAGAAAGAAGAAGCUUGAGAGAGAAGAGAGAGUUAGAGAGAGAAAGUAGAGUGUUUGUAGAGAGAGAAAGUGGUGUGUGUACUAGUAGUAACUCCAAGCCAGUGCUAGAGACAGAGAUACAAAAAGGAGACAUCAUCCUUCUCUUGGCCAAAGCAAGCAACCAAGCAAAGCUUCCUCUUCUUCUCCAAGAACUCCAAGAACCUUCUCCUUCAUCUUCUCCACCAUGAUUCCUUCCAUCGCAUGAGCUCCAUCUCCGGCGUGUCGAUCGAGAUCACCGUUGCUGCUGCCGAGGUGGAGAAGGAGGUGUUUGAUCGAUCGGUCGAUGGAGGCGAGCUCGGCGGCGACGCCACCGGACCUGUCGCUGCACAUCAGCUUGCCGAGCAGCGCGGCGGUGGCGACGUCGGGGGGAGGGCGUGGCGGCGGCGGGGUGGUGGUGGGAGGAGGAGGAGGGGACCCGUGGCGGAGGCUGGAUGGGUCCACGGCGUCGACGGAGUUGUCGCUGUCGCCGCCGCCGGCGCAGGCGGCGGGUGGGGGAGGUGGUGGUGGUGGAGCGGACGCGCUGCCGUGGCGGCACCGACCUUCGCCGCCGUCGUCGGCGGUGGCCACCACGUCUGCCGCCGCCGCGGCGGCGCUGAUGGCGCCGAUGAUGCUGCAGCCGCUCGACGCCGGCGGCGGCGCGUCGGCGCCGCCGCCGCCGAUCCGCGGGAUACCUAUCUACAACGGCCCCGGCGGGUUCCCGUUCCUGCAGCCGUCGCCCACCGCCGGCGACGUCGGCCACCACCACCACCACCACCCCAAGAUGGGAUUCUACAGCUCGUACCACCACCCAUCCACGUGGCCCUCCACGUCGCCGUCCCCGCUCGCGGCGCCGCCGGGCGCCGCGUCGUCGCCGCUCGACCCCACGGCGGCGUUCCUCUCCUCCCCCCACCACCGGAUGCUGUCCGCCGCCUCGGGGAGGCUCAACGGCAUGCUCUCCGUCUCCGACACCCUCCGCAGCUACGGCGUCCCCGGCGCCGCCGCCCCCGGCGUCAUCGGCGGCGCGCACCACCACCACCACCACCUCCACGGCGGCCAGCCGUUCGUCGGCGCCCUCGCGUCCCGCUUCAUGCCCAAGCUCCCCGCCAAGCGCAGCAUGCGCGCGCCGCGCAUGCGCUGGACGAGCACCCUCCACGCCCGCUUCGUCCACGCCGUCGAGCUCCUCGGCGGCCACGAGAGGGCGACGCCCAAGUCGGUGCUGGAGCUCAUGGACGUCAAGGAUCUGACGCUAGCGCAUGUCAAGAGCCACCUCCAGAUGUAUCGCACCGUGAAGAGCACUGACAAGCCUGCAGCCUCUUCAGGGCCGGCGGACGGCGGCUCCGGCGACGAGGAGUUCGCCGGCGGCGGGCAGGCGGCGUCGGGCGGCGGCGACAGCAUGUGCCUGAGGGGUGGCGGCGGCGGCGGGGUGGCCGCGGCGGCGUUCGCGGAGCACGGCCGGUCGGCGUCGGAGGGCGCCGCCAGCUCGGUCGGCGGCGGCGGCGGCGGCGACAUGGACCAGUCGUCGGCCGGCAACACCAGCACCACCAGGUGGAGCAACUCCUCAAGGGACCCAUGGCUGUCGUCCAAUUCUUGCAACAUGGACGCCCAUCGCUCCGUAGGAUUGUCUUCUCCUAUUGAGAACUUGGAACCGUGCAGAUCGAGCAGCUCGCAGGUGUCCAACCAUGAGCUGAGUAGCCCUAGUCUCGAGUUCACUCUAGGGAGGCCUGACUGGCACGGUGCAGAUCAUGAUUAGAUGGCAAUCACAGAGGCUAAUGAUCAAAAAAAAAUUUCUCCUGAGAUGUGAAAUAUAUAUGUGAUAUACACCAACCUGGUGCUGAUCAUCUUUCGCCAACCCCAGCUUAGCCAGAGCCAGUUCGUCUGAAGCUUGUCAUGGCGAAGAAUGAUCAGCAGCAAUGGCUUGAAACGCACAUCAUAUCCACUGCGUCGUCGUCAUCGUCGUCGCAAUCGAUCGGAGAAGAGAUAUAUAUUUCGCGUCUCGAUCUCAUCAUCACAAUUUGGGUUUUCUUGAUUCCUUCUUCUUCUUCUUUUUGCAAUUAAUAUCAUGGAUGCAGCUAGAGUUUCCUUGUCUGAUCUCCAUAUUUAUUUAGUUUUGUUCGCCGUGCCGGGAUCGAUUUACAGUGUAGUUCAGUGGUGAGCUAGCUAGCUAGAGAGUGAGUGAGUGAGUGUCAGCUAGGCAGCUGGAGAUCGAGAGUGUGAGUUUGGUGAUGAGUUGGUUGUGUGUUUGUCAGUGUGUGUGAAAGUGUGUGUGCCAUUAGCACAUGGAAAGUUGGAAAGGAGAGAAAGGAAGAAAGAAAAGGGAAUUGAGUUCAGGUGAAGCAAUCUGCCAAUCUAUCUAGCUACCUAUCUAUCCAUCUACUUAGCUCAGUUGCUCA